AGGUCCCUGCUUCUCAUGCUGUAAAUCCCUUGGGUAGGUAGGCAGGCUUCGCUCUGGAACUGCCCGCUUCCUGCUCAAGCUGAAGUCUCCAGCCAGGCUCUGCUAAGGAUAUGGUUAGAGGGGCUGCCGGACAAGCACGGUGGUCCAGCACCUGGAGGCAGAUUGUGGCCAGAGCCCUUGUUGUGGCAACCCCACGGGUGUGUCAAAGUGUGUCCCCCAGAACAGAGCUUGCAACCCUGCAACGCUUUUGUUGGAAAACAUUAAAAUAGAUCUCAUGGCCACAUAAGUAUGGCCACUGCCUGUCUAAGCUCUUUAGACAACUUGAGAAGUCCCACAGUGAAGCUUCCUGUUGAACUCUGCUUUUCCCAAGUGGCUGUGACCUUGAAGGUAUCUCCAUGCGAUGCAUGGCCUGUACCUGGGAAACUGAGGUCACCUCUACUUUAGAUGAUCUGUCCCAGUCUCAGCCCAUAAACCUCUUAUAAACACCCAGGCCCUGCAGGCCAACCCCAACAGUGGAGGCAGAACCCAGCCUGCUCUCGGCAACUGGACUAGCUUUCCCUACACCUGUUUCUGAUCACCCAGACAGUCCUUACUGCCUGUGCCCUGCGGCCUGGGAGAGAAAUAGCUGGAGAGAGGGAGGUGCUAACGCUGUGCAAGGUCCCACCCAGAGGAGACACCAUGUGUGUCCACUGCCCGUGGCUCCUCCUGAUUCUGGGACAUGCGGCUUUGGCUUCGUACGACUCACCAAUUAGAUGGACUGUUGACCAUCCCCAAACCCUCUUCGCCUGGGAGGGAGCCUGCAUCCGGAUUCCUUGCCGGUACAAAGCUCCACAACCCAGGGCACAUUUGGACAACAUCGUCCUUUUUCACAACUAUACGUUUGACAACAGCAUUGGGGAUUUCAAAGGAACUAUCCUGUACAGCACAAAGACUAAGAAGAACACAGAAACUGAGCUGUACCUUUCAAAGCAAGGGAGAGUAACAUUUCUGGGAAACAGAAAAGACAAUUGUACCCUGAAAAUCCACCCGGUACAUGUCAAUGACAGUGGGGAGCUGGGGUUCAGGAUGACCUCGGGGAAAGAGAAAUGGAUGGAGUCCAUUCACCUCAAUGUCUCUGAGAGACCGUUCCAACCUUACAUCCAGCUGCCGUCAGAAAUCCGGGAAUCCCAAAGGGUCACUCUGACCUGUAGACUGAAUUUCACCUGCUUUGAGUAUGACAUCCACUUGCGUUGGAUCCCAGAAGAGUCCGAGACCUCUUCCAUCACCUCUUCUGUCACCUCCUCGGUUGAGAAUGUCUAUACAGAGAGCAAGCUCACCUUCCAGCCAAAGUGGACGGACCACGGAAAGACUGUGACGUGCCAAGUCUGGCACUCGUCUAAAGUGCUCUCUGAGAACACAGUGCGUCUGGAUGUUAAGUACACCCCCAAACUGAAGAUCGAGGUCAACCCCACAGAGGUCAAGGAGGGCAACUCUGUGACCAUGACAUGCCAAGUUAACAGCAGCAACCCGCAACUCAGGACGAUGGCGGUGUCCUGGUUCAAGGAUGGGCUCCCCCUAAAGAAUCAGGGACAGGAAGAGGAACAGAUGUCCAAGCUAACUCUGCAUUCAGUGACCAAGGACAUGAGAGGGGAAUACUACUGCCAGGCUUCCAACGACAUAGGCCGAGGAGAGUCGGAAAAAGUGACACUCACUGUGUACUAUGCUCCAGAACCCUCCAGGGUUCACAUCUAUCCUUCACCCGCUGAAGAGGGACAGCCAGUAGAGCUGAUUUGUGACUCACCGGCCAGUCCGAGUGCAACAAACUACACCUGGUACCACAACAGGAAAGAAGUACCUGGAAACACCCAAGAGAAGCUCCACAUCCCUAACGUCUCCCUGUGGCAGGCUGGGAAUUACUCCUGCUUGGCAGAGAACCAUCUGGGUCGUGGACAGAUAUACCAGGAAGCUGUGCUGGAUGUCCAUUAUGCUCCCAAGGCGGUAACCACAGUGAUUCAAAGCCUCACACCAAUUCGGGAAGGAGACAGUGUGACCCUGAUCUGUAGGUACAACUCCAGCAAUCCAGACGUCACCUCCUACCAAUGGAGCCCUCAAGGUUCUGGAAGUGAGCUCACACCGGGAGUGCUGAGGAUCCAGAAAGUGACAUGGGAUUCCAUGCCUGUCAGAUGUGCUGCCUGCAACCACAAGUGUUCGUGGGCCUCCUUCGUCAGCCUGAAUGUCCACUAUGCCCCCAGAGCCGUGAAGGUACUGAAGGUGAGCCCCGCAUCAGAGAUCCACGCUGGGCAGCAUGUCCUCCUCCAAUGUAACUUCUCAGGGAGCAACCCUGCAGAGGUCCGCUUCUUCUGGAAGAAGAAUGGGAGCCUUGUGCAGGAAGGGAGAGAGCUGAGCUUCAGCUCCAUCUCUCCAGAAGAUUCUGGAAAUUAUAACUGCAUGGUCAACAACUCCAUCGGAGAGACCUCGUCACAGGCCUGGAGCCUCCAAGUGCUGUAUGCUCCUCGGAGGAUGCGUGUGUCCAUCAGUCCUGGGGACCGUGUGAUGGAGGGGACGAAGGCCACCUUGUCCUGUGAGAGUGAUGCCAACCCACCUAUCUCGCAGUACACCUGGCUUGACUCCAGUGGCCAAGACCUCUACUCCUCAGGCCAGAAACUGAGACUGGAACCCCUGAGGGUCCAACACACUGGUUCCUACCGCUGCCAAGGGACCAACAAGCUAGGCACAGGAGAGUCACCGCCCAGCACCCUCACUGUCUACUACAGCCCAGAGACCAUCGGCAAGCGGGUCGCCUUGGGACUAGGGUUCUGCUUGGCUGUCUGCAUCCUGACCAUCUGGGGGAUGAAAAUCCAGAAAAAAUGGAAGCAUAAUCGGAGCCAUCAGGGGCUUCAGGAAAAUUCCAGUGGCCAGAGCUUUUUUGUGAGGAACAAAAAGGCUAGAAGGACCCCUCUCUCAGAAGGCUCCCAAUCCCAGGGAUGCUACAAUCCGGCGAUGGAUGACACUGUUAGUUAUGCCAUCUUGAGAUUUCCAGAGAGCGACAUGCACAGCGCUGGAGAUAUAGGGACUCCAGCAACACAGGAUCCUCCUCCAAACGACACCGACACGGUCACUUACUCGGUGCUACAGAAGCGGCCUAUGGGCGAUUAUGAGAACGUGAGUCCAAGCUGCCCGGAGGAUGAGAGCAUCCAUUACUCAGAGCUGGUUCAGUUUGGGGCUGGUAAGCGGCCCCAGGCAAAGGAAGAUGUAGACUAUGUGACCCUCAAGCACUGAGGUGGGUAGCAGCUGCAGUGGCAGGUUCACCAGCCUAAAGAAGACAACAACUUCAGCUGCUGUGGCUCAGCUGCUAAGACGUGUGCAUGCCUGCAUGGUCAUCUAAAAACCUGUGUCCGGCCAGACCUAGCCGGCCUUCUCUGUACUGGUGAUCCUUCCCCCACACUGUGCAGCAUCUGCUCCUCCAACCCCAGGCACCCACCACCAUCCACGCCAUCCAGAGCCUCACUUCAGCUGGAUGUGUUCUUGCUGUGAUCCGUCACUAAUAUUUCUUCUUCUCUGACCCCUUGAUACUCCACCCCACUGACUAGUCUUACUACCCACUUUCUGGCCCUGGAGAGAAAUCUCCAGGAACAGCAGAAGUAAAGAAGCAAGAGGCACCGCCCCCAGCUGGUUUUUCUCCUACAAAGAUGUCUACAAGUAAGUCGGACCUUCUGUGGAGAUGGUCCCUUCCCUCAGGGGUCCUGGACGCUGAGCAGACAGAAUGGCAUGGACAUUUUAUAUAUAUAAUUCAAUAAUGCUUCAUAUUAAAAAUGGCAGCUGUCAUAUGAA
Molecule: messenger RNA, 3810 nt
Organism: Mastomys coucha (southern multimammate mouse)
Lineage: Eukaryota; Metazoa; Chordata; Mammalia; Rodentia; Muridae
Gene: Cd22
Product: CD22 molecule
Exons: 14
Coding region: 679-3258 (859 amino acids)
Source: RefSeq, a predicted model, not a curated record